CCUCCACAUCUGACCUCACUUCACCACAUCAGCCAUCUGCGCGCCCGCGACGCCUGUUCCUCAUACCCGGCGGCGACUCGAUGGCGCCGGAACGACGACACACGGCGCGUUAGCUUCCCGGCCAACAAGGCAUCGAGGCUACCGACGCCCGCGGGUUGUCGCCGAGAGCUUCGCCGCCGCCGCCGCCGCCGCCGCGCCUGGCUCAGGACUGCAGCGCAUGACCAGGCCGACCAUGAGAGCCGUCGCGAGCAUCGCGACAUACAGCCGCCCAUGAUGCCGUCCUUUGACCAGCUCACCGACGCGUCCCCCAAGAAGGGCAAGAUCAUCAAGUCAGCCUACGACAGCGAGAGCUUCGACUCCGACGGCACCAUCCACGUCGAGGGGCUCGUCGGCUCAGCCACCAUCUCGCCGUCAGGUCGAGAUAUCGCCCUCGCCUCCCCCGAGGGCUUGGCCAUCAUUGACCUGGACUCUCCGUACAACCCGCCGCGCCGCCUCCGCAGCCAUGGCAUGCCCUGGCUGGUCUGCGAUGUGCAGUGGUCUCCAUUUGCCAUGCGCGACUACUGGGUCGUCUCCACGGCCAACCACCGCGCGCUUGUCUGGAACCUCAACCUGAGGGAGGACUCCAACUCGGGCGCCAUCGAGCACUCCCUCCAGGGGCACAGCAGGGCCAUUACUGACGUCAACUUCUCCGCUCACCACCCGGACCUGCUGGCGACGUGCUCCGUCGAUGGUUAUGUUCACUGGUGGGAUCUGCGUCGCCCCAGGCAGCCAGUUCUCACCUUUUGCGACUGGUUCGCCGGCGCGACGCAAGUCAAGUUCAACCGCCAGGACCCCCACAUCCUGGCCUCUGCUCACGAUCGCUGGCUCCACGUCUGGGACGAGCGACGGGCCUGCGAGCCCCUCAAGUCCAUCAGCGCGCACACGUCCAAGAUCUACGGCAUAGACUGGAAUCGCACCCGGCCCACCGGCAUCGUCACCUGCUCGCUCGACAAGAGCAUUAGGUUCUGGGACUAUGGCAAGGACGACGACAUGCUGGAGCACGUCAUUCACACUGACUUCCCCGUGUGGAGAGCUCGCCACACGCCCUUUGGCUGGGGCCUUUUGGCCAUGCCGCAAAACGAGCCCGGCGAUCUCUACCUAUAUGACCGGCUGUGGAGUGAGGACUCGCCCUUAGAGGCCACGCCGAAGCCUGUGGCCGUUUUCCCCGGCCACGGCGACCACAAGGCAAAGGAGUUCUUAUGGAGAACGCGCGGGGGCAUAUCCGACGACAACGUCGACCACCGCGAAUUCCAGCUGGUGUCAUGGGGCACGGACAACGAGCUCCGACUUCACUGCGUCGACCACAACUUGCUGUCUUCGGUUGGUCAUGUCAAAGACGGCCCGGCGCGGAAGGGAUUGAGCCUGACCCGACAGGGUGCUGCAUACAAGACGUUCCGUACGGUUGACGACAGCUCAAACCGAGAGCGGAGAGCGGGAACCAUGAAGGGAAGCAGAAGUGGCACCAGCACCCCACACCACAAGCAAAGCGCUCUGACGCUCGGGAUGCGCUCCGGCGGUCCCCUGAACCGCCAAAUGAAGCCAAGCUGGCGAGGCCCGUCCAUGAAGGCCAAAGUUGGCACGAACAAGGGCGUCGAUAGGAGUCAAGCGCAGCUUGGCUGGAUGAAGGGCAUCACCAUGACAAAACGUAAGCCCUCCACGGACGGAUCGAGGCGGCAUGCGUCCAAAGAUGCGAGCAUGGUAGGGCACAGCUAUCCAGACGAUGAGUGGGGCCAACCCGAUACGAUACAAGAGGAACUAUUACGCGUGAGCACGCAGAUCCCAAAGGUCAAGUGGGAGAACAUCGACAUGGACAACCUGACGCUCAACGCAUCCCUCACCGGGCCAUGGGGUGUCGACGGGGAGCCCAUAUUCAUCAAAGUCAAGAUCGACAUUCCCGGCGACUACCCCAAGGUGAGGGCACCAAAGUUCCUGAUCGAGAAGACCUCCUUCAUGGCGGAGGAAACGCACAAGAGGAUCACGCGAGAAAUGCACCAACUGGCAGAGCAGUUCCUGCAAAGAAAACAGAACUGCCUUGAAGUUGCUUUUACGUAUCUUCUCGGGGAAGUCGACCUGGAAUCCAGCACUACCUUCUUCAAGAACGUGCGAGAUCUGGACGACGAUCUGGACGGCCUCAGUGACGAGAGCUCAAGCGAAGAGGACGAAGAUAUUCCGGCGGGCGGCUCCGCUUCCAUGUCCCAGGAACUCGUGCCUCACAGUGAGAUUGAUACGAUACUGGCGCCGCCGAGCCGGAACAUCAUCCCACCGUCGCCACGAACGUGCGGUGCUCGCUUCUCCAACGACGGACGACUCGUUAGCUUCUUCCCGUCAAAGGAAGAAAAGGCUAGAGCCCUGUUCUCGACGUCUGCCGAGCUGUACAGCAAGGAGCGCGCCAAAGGAGAGCCCUUUUUUGCAGGCUUCGGACGUCUCACCUACGACCCGCCGUCGCGUCAGAAAUACGCGACAGAUGAAGCGUCUGCCACAGACGAACUGUCAGACUCGACGGAUUCGGAUGUCUCUUCGUCGUCGUCAAGUGACUCCGAGUCAACAUCGAUACAUAAGAUGAGCCUGUGGUAUAGGCCCAGCGGCAGCAAGACGUGGAGCGUGGACCGCUCGGUCAGGUCCAGCGGUGGCGGCACGGGAGCUGGCACUGGUACAGGCACGGGCACCAGCCGCCGUCGGUUCGGGAGGCCUAGAAACCUCGUAACCAUCCACGAUCUGCAGGCCGAGCUUCCCUCCAAGAGAGAGUUCGCGGAGGAGUACGCCAUAUUUGGCGACGGAGCAGCCGUGUGCGACCACAACGCGAGCGUUGCCGAGAAAUACGGGUAUGACGAUCUUGUUGACGUCUGGCGAUACCUUGCGCUGUUGCUCAAGAAGGGGAUACCUCUAGAGGUGCUGAGUCGCGACCAGCGAAAAGCGUCCAUUCUCGUUAUAGCGAGAGAUGUUGUACGUGAGCACGACAACCUGGUUAGGGAUGUGGUUGGAGGCGACCGCGACCUGCUUGGGCGUGUAAAAUGGGGUCAGCACCCGUUGGCGAAGGAGUUCAUCGCGGAUCUCUUUGACCACUUCGAGAAGCUCGCGGACGUGCAGAUGCUGGCGAUGCUGUCGUGCAUCUUUAGCGAACCUUCGAGCGACGACGGGGUCGCCUACAUCGAGUCUCGCCUACCAGUGGAGGAAACACCACUGACACUUAAAGCGCCAUCCUUCUCGCUCGACUACUUCCCCACGGACGCAUCUGCGUGGGGUCUGUACCGAGGGAGCUACAGCAACUCAGCCGCAACGACGCCCGGGGCACUGCACACGCCCCUCCACUACGCUGGAUCGCAGGCAUCCGACGAGAUCAACUGGGGUGUCGAAGGGCCAAACGGGUCCUACUCGUGUGGCGAGACGCCCCCAGCUAAAAAGUCUUUCCUCGGAGAACAAGACCAGCCAUCACCAAUUUCGAGAUCACCAACCAACCGCGGUCUUUUACGUGGCAACACGGGACUGGCAUCUGCCUUCGCCGCGGGCUUGCCGCGGUCUUUCACCGGCGGGAGCUCGUCGUCGCCUCCCAACCAGCCCAAAAAGAAGCCUAGCCCGGCGGAAUACAUCCUGAACAGCCUCGCUCCCAGCACCGGAAACACAACGCAAGGCAGCGGGUCCGCCAUGGCGGACUCGGCGGGCGCACGGACUUCGGUAUCCGAUGACGACUACCGCAAGGAUGACAUGCUGGCCCUGGUUCCGAUCAAUGUGUCGGUGAUACUUGAGGACCAAUCCAUGUUUGACGAUGAUGGGUGGCUCUCGACGCCACUGUUGGACGUGAACAAGGCCAACACGUUUGCCAACUACCGGUAUGCGUAUGCUGAGAUGCUUCAGAUGUGGGGCCAGCCGCUGGCGCGGCUCGAGAUCAUGAAGUUCAACGUCCUCAAGGAGCAUCCAGCGGCUGGGGCAGUCGACGGCAGUUUUCAUGAAUCGACGACCUUGCACGAGAGCGCAAGCGGGACGGGGGGGCAUCACAAGACGGGCUCGUCGCCUAUUGUCAUGGGGAAGAAGGACCAGCUGCUGACGCUGCUCGCGUCUGGACGAGGGCUCGACGUUACAGGCAUCUGCAGGGUCCACGAGACACAGCUGGAGCCGGCACGGUACACGUCAUCGGUGCCAAAGAUUGGCGGCGCCGUGGGCACGUGCGACCGGUGUCAUCGGACGCAGACGCAGCUGCAGUGCGUGUACUGCCUGGAGCCGGUGGACGCGCUGUUCCCGGCUUGCCUGUCGUGCGGCUGCGCCAGCCACGAGUCGUGCUUGGCCGAGUGGCACGCCGCGGGCGAGACGAUGUGCCCGGCGGGCGACGAGUGCCCGUGCGUCGAAGAGGCCUCGAGCGGGCACGUCGAGUCGUGGGCGGCGCUGCAGGGCGCGAUGCUCAAGGGGAUGGGCAAGGCCCCGGCGCUAUCGAUGCUGCCGGCGGCGGCCAUAGGGCUCAGCGACGACGAGGACGACGAUCGAGGCAAGCCGGGAGGGUGGGAGCGCGUGGAGAAGAACGUGCCAAGCAGGAUGCAGGGGGUGGGCACGGGGGCGCUGUCCCCGGCGACGCUCAGCUUCGGCAGGCUGAAGAAGUCUGCAGGGACGUGGUCGCGGGCGUCGAGCGUGCGGAAGGCGGCGACGACAACGACGAGCAAGAGGGGCGGCGGGUGAGUGGAGGAGUAAUACGAGUGAGAAGUGGAGGUGGGCGACUGUGCCUACAAGUGUAUAAUGUCUUGUACGUGUGAUUGUGGACGGAGUCUUGCGGGUUUCCAUGUUGUGGUUUAUACAUCAUUUAUAUACCUAUGUAGUGAGUGGGUGGGUGGAUGGCAUGGGGGCAUCAAUGCCCUGUAUACCAGCGCGUAAGGAUAAUGGUAAAGCUCCCCUCGGGUCUCAAAUACAAGAUGAUGGAG
Molecule: messenger RNA, 4943 nt
Organism: Purpureocillium takamizusanense
Lineage: Eukaryota; Fungi; Ascomycota; Sordariomycetes; Hypocreales; Ophiocordycipitaceae
Exons: 2
Coding region: 271-4704 (1477 amino acids)
Molecular function (GO): protein binding
Source: RefSeq, a predicted model, not a curated record